This is a messenger RNA of Triticum aestivum (bread wheat), 1430 nucleotides long. Its product is annotated as E3 ubiquitin-protein ligase SINA-like 10. The record is from RefSeq and is a predicted model, not a curated record. The transcript has 2 exons. Gene Ontology annotation, molecular function: zinc ion binding. NCBI's taxonomy places the organism in Eukaryota, Viridiplantae, Streptophyta, Magnoliopsida, Poales, Poaceae. Bases 32 to 1171 code for a protein of 379 amino acids.
GAGGGACGCGGGUGGAAUUCGGCACUGGUCAAUGAUGAAGGAAGCAUCUCAUCUCAUCUCUAGUGCGGUACCGGCCGAGCUCCUUUUCCUCGCCCCGUUUGCUCUUGCGCCUCGUACAGGUAAAGCUUGGCCAGAGAGGGUUUUCGUUUCCCCAAGAGCAAGAGCCAGGAUGCAGGGCGCCGGCGCCGCCGAGGGGAGGAGCAGGGGCUCGCCGUCGACCAUGGACAAGGCCGACGAGAGCGCCAAGAAGGCGCGGCUGGACCUGCCCGACGCCCACUCCGUGAAGCAAGAGCUCGUCGCGCACGACGCGGCGGCCGGAGCAGGCGCCAUCGUUGCGGUGCCGGAGCACAGCCCCAGGGCGGAGCUCGCCGUGAAGAUCGACAUGUGCGUGCUCCACUGCCCGCUCUGCGCCCUCCCCUUCAAGCCCCCCGUCUUCCAGUGCAAGGGCGGGCACCUGGCCUGCGGCGGGUGCGCGGCCCAGCAGCCCUCCGGCCAGUGCGGGGCGUGCGCGGACGGCUGCGGCUUCUUCGACCCCUGCCCGGCGCUGGACGCCGUCGUGUCCUCCACCCGGGUCGAGUGCCCCAACGCCGGCUGCCAGAGGUACGUCACCUACCACGAGGCCGACGAGCACCGGGGCGCGUGCGCGCACGCGCCCUGCCGCUGCACGGAGCACGGCUGCGCCUUCGUCGGCGCGGCGCCGGACCUCGCCGGCCACCUCAGCGCCGCCCACUCCGUGCCGGUGCGCGCCAUCCGCUACGGCAAGGUGAGCCGGCUCCAGGUCCCCGUGUCCACGCCGCGGCAGCUGCUCGUCGGCGACGACGACGGCCGCGUGUUCGUGCUCACCGUGGGCGCGCUCGGCGCCGCGGCGACCGCCGUGUCCGUGGUUUGCGCCAGGGGGAGCGCGGCCACGAGGCCGCGGUUCACGUGCAAGAUGUGGGUCAAUCUGACCACGUCCGCGGCCGCGAACGGCGGCAAGGCGGACACCGUGCUGGUGGAGAUGCAGAUGAGGAGCAGCACCUCGCCCGGCGCCAUGGUCGCCGCCGGCGAGCCGACGUUCCUCGCGGUGCCGCCGGCGUACCUGGUCCCGGGAGCGGACGGGGGCGACGGGGCGGCGGGCAUGGAGGUGCCGCUCAGCGUCCGCAUCGACAAGAUCGCGCCUUGGUCCGACUGAUUGAUUGAUUGACGUCCUCCGUUCGUGGCAGUUGAAGCUUACCGAGAUGCAACUGAAACUAUCUGGAGAUGUUUGAUACUGUAGUAUGAUUGAGGACACUUGCAUUGCAUGCUACUGGUCCUGUUAACAAAUGCCAUAACCAUGGGUGCUGAGUCAUAAUUAUCUGAGCUUAUUAAAUGGAUAUGAAAAAAAAAGAUUUUUAUUGUUGUUGUGUGCACCCUUGGAAAUUCGCAUGCUAUCGAACACAUCAUUUUCCUUU